Molecule: messenger RNA, 462 nt
Organism: Microthlaspi erraticum
Lineage: Eukaryota; Viridiplantae; Streptophyta; Magnoliopsida; Brassicales; Brassicaceae
Source: the annotation of a GenBank genome assembly
AUGGAAGUUAUAUCCAACGAGGUAUAUUCUGAUCCUGAUAUGUUUGAAGUCGAUAAGGAUCCACGUUAUUUUCAAGAUCGGGCCAUAUUAUGUCCAACUAACGACGACGUCGACUUGAUAAAUCAGUUCAUGCUACGUAAAAUACCCGGUGAAGAACGAACGUAUUUGAGUGCUGAUAGCAUAGAUCCAAUGGAUAUAGCUGCAAGGAACAAUCCAAUUUUCACACCCGAUUUUUUGAACUCUAUCAAGGUACCAGGUCUACCAAGACAUUUACUUUGUCUUAAAAUAGGAACUCCAGUUAUGUUGCUAAGAAACAUAGACUCAAAGGGUGGCUUAUGCAAUGGUACAAGACUGCAAGUUACUCAGAUGGCUGAUCAUGUUUUGGAAGCACGGGUUAUUACCGGAGAUCGUGUUGGGCACAAAGUUUUGAUCCCUAAAUUGUUAUAUCUCCAUCUGACCUGA